CUGAAAACACUGGCGCGUUUUGUGGCGCCAUGGCGUCAUGAACCAAUGACAUUGUUGUCCGUUGACAUGGUUGAUUGGCUUUGCAGUUUCGGUUUGAGAAGAGUGUGGUGUGGAAUCAGGACUGGUGGUCACUUGUACUUUUUUUAUUGCUGUAGCUUUGUGGUCGAUCGCAAGUGAGAAUAAUUAUCAAUAACUUUCCCGUCAGUACGUGGAGUGCAAUUUUUCAGUGCAAGAGGUCGUUUGGUGGAAAGUAGCUCUCGUUCGGCUACGUGUGGCCACUAUUACUUGUAUACUUUUCUCCACAUUUUGCGUUGCGGAAAACUGCCCAUAGUAAUAGUACACGGAAUACUAGUAGUUUUGAUGACUGUGAAAUGAUCGUAGUUCUGAGAUGACACCGGAGGAGACGUGGCUAUGUAGUGGCUUCCUGGCAAAAGAGUCCAAGGGCGACAACUGGAAUAAGCGAUUCUUCGUGCUGGACGAAACAUCACUCAAGUAUUACAAGAAAAAGCCAACGGAUGAUGAUCCAGAGGGAAGCGUUUGUCGUGGUGAAAUACGAAUAAAGAAGAUCAUUUCGGUGCAGCCCACUAGUGUUUGGAAUGGCAAAGAAUGGUGUUUCGAGCUGAAAAUGAGCCAUGGGAUUCCCACCAUUUUCUUGGUGGCAGCAAGUCACAUGGACAUGGAAGAUUGGAUGGACAAUAUCACCACCCAUCCAUUAUUUGGAUUUGCAGCCAGAGGGUCAGUAGAUGAAGCACCUGGCCCAGGAGCGCCGAGCUGUUAUCAAACCAAAGUAGUAGGUGGAGUUGUCAUUCGUACUCAGAUCAUCUCAAGUCCGUUGCAACCUUCACGAAGCCGAUGUAGACGGCACUCCACACCUGAGAGCGAUACUUUAGACUCACCGAUGGAUUCCUCUCCUAGUGCCAAAUCCAUCGCCGGAGACUGCCACAAAAUAGGAUUACUUCGCCAGUCGACAAGUCACGAUGGCGGAAUCAUACGCUCCAGCAUCAGCACCAAUAGCAUAUCGAACUGGACACCAAAGUCCACCAACUCUUCGCCUCAGCGUGCACAUCGCAAAGAUGGUGCUCGUGUCGUUAUGCGUGGAUAUUGUACUAAGCAAGGUGGCCGUAGGCGGACUUGGAGAAGGCGCUUCUUCAUAUUGGAUCCCUUUGGCCUCGCGUAUUAUCAGAACAGCUGGACCAAAGACCCGAUAAAGAACAUUCCACUUCCACUGCUCAUGUCUGUAUCCGACUGUCAAAGCUUCCCAGACCGUGCACAUGUUUUGCAGGUCAUCACAGUUGGCCGCAUCUUCUACAUGCAGGCUGACAGUGAGAAUGAGUGUCAAGAAUGGAUACGUGCCAUCAAGAGCAUGUUACCGAAUAAAUCAGAAGUUGAUCCCUCUGCUCUUCCACCUUCUUCGCCCACAACUAGACAGCGCAUGGCUAACGGAAAAUAUGCUCAGCAAUUGUGGCGAUUGUCAAUGGGACGAUGUCGUGAUUACUUCAUGGAUGAAUCAGACGAGUCAGACGAUGACUCUAUUGCAGGUAGUAAUGUAUUAGAACUGAGGCCAAUACCGUGCGACGACUUGCUCAGCCGCCGGCGUUCUGUCUCCGCGAGUGGGCGGGUAGAGUGAGCAUGGCCGCCUGGUAAUCGCGAACAGAACAGACAGAGCAGCAACAUUACGGAACAUAUGCUCUCGCCAAUCUGCCGUGUGCUGUGUGGAGAAUCUGUACAGAGAUGCAGUUGCUUCUCCAUAGCGAUGCACCAGGUGCCCCACACACACACACCACGCAUAGCCGCAGAGAAUGUACACGCCGUACACACCAUAGACCUUUUCUGGUUUAGUUUUGUACUAUUUAUUUAUCUUGAUUUAUUUCUUCAGUUAGUUUCGCGAAAAGCAAGCGUAGAUCACCUCACUCAAUAUUCAGAUAUCUAUCCAACCAUUUCAUGCCGAUAGUGGAUUUUAGACGGUUUCUGGCUAGUACUCUGUUGCCCUGUGCUCCCAGUCUGCACAGUCAAUGCUGCCUGCACUGCACAUAGCUACACGGUAAUAAAACCAGCAACAACACAUACAUGCUAAAUGUGUGCACGAGAGAAGAAGAAAAAAAGGAAGAGAACAUGCCAAACUAAGUUAGGUAGCUAGAAACAAUUCGAGACAGGUGUUAUACGGCCCACUGCUAAUCAAGCAAAUGUGUAACACAGCAACUGCAUCCCUUGUGUGCUCUAGAUAGCUCUAUCCAGUGCUGGAGUACGCUGAUCUGCCCGUCACUCUUUGUUUCUCUGUUCAAUCACUGCAGUAGCUUUUUCUGAUGCCAUUUAGUUGCUAGGACAAUGAAUUGUUCGGUCCACUGCUG
Messenger RNA from Sycon ciliatum, 2348 nucleotides. Its product is annotated as pleckstrin homology domain-containing family A member 1-like. Lineage: Eukaryota; Metazoa; Porifera; Calcarea; Leucosolenida; Sycettidae. The transcript has 12 exons. The record is from RefSeq and is a predicted model, not a curated record. Bases 389 to 1627 code for a protein of 412 amino acids.